CCAGAAAGCACCUCGGCAUAGCAGUUUCUUGCAACACGGAACCGACGCAUUCAAUAACAAGCGAAACAAAAUUUACACAUCGUUGAUUUGCGUUUUUCAGAUGCAUUGCAUUUUUAUCGAACUGAUGUUUUCAUCAAAACGGCAGUAAAGUGAAGAUGGACCGAACACCUGAGGCGAGAACAAUCGUCGUGUCAGGCGUUCCACAACACGAGCUUGAUUGCAGGAGAAUGGCAGACAAGCUUGUAAUUCACUUCCAGAAAGCUAAAAGCGCUGGGGGGGACGUGGAAAAAAUCAAGUACCCAACAAGUAUCAAAGGUGUUGCUUAUAUUACAUUUGAGGAGAAGGAAGUUGCAGACCGGGUGCUUACAGUGGAGCAGCUUCUUGCAGACAAGGAAUUAGAAAAGGAAUACCCUUUAACUGUUUAUAGAUUCAGUGAAGAGGUGUUCUGCUAUACACAUGCAGAAGUCGACUUAUCACUUUUCAGUGAGCAUGAGAAGUUGGUAAAGGAACUUCGGACCAGGAACAGAGCAGUGAGGAUCUCACCUUUGCAAGCUAACCAGAGGGUUCAAGUGGAGGGGCCAUUCACAGCAAUCAAGAAGCUGAGAGAAGAUCUACUGCAGUUGCUUGAAACUUCACAGAGAGAGAAAAGUGUGACGGCUAGAGAUCGGAGAAGGGAGCGACAGAGCAGCAGAGCAGUGACCCCAGAACAGGGUGCAGCACCCUUCAGUUCUGAGACAGAUGCUUCUAACACAGAAGCAUGUCUCAUUUGGUUGGACACUAAUGUGUUUCGGUACAUACAACAUGUUCAUAAAGACGACUUUGAUUGGAUUUUAAAGAAACAUGAUGUGCAAGCUACAACACAGGUGGAGGGUGAGCUUACCGGAGUAACACUGAAAAAGAGUUACCAAGGUCUGUGGCAGCUGGAAACAGCAAAGUUAGAGAUGGAGCAAUGGGUGAGCAAUGUGCAGUCAUGUUUACGCACUGAAACGAUUCAUUAUGAAAAAGACUUUGAAGAAGAGAAAUUCUUACAGGCAUGCAAAGAUGUAAGCUGUGGCUUUCCUAGGGUCCUGUUUACCCCGGUGGAAGGUCAUAUUGAUAUAAUUGGCAAUUCAUCAGACUGCUACUUGUUCUGUCAGCUUGUUGAAAUGCAGAUGAAGUCUCCUCUGCAUGAUAAGGACAGGUGGUUAAGUACUAGUCCUGGUGCUACAGACAUGUCCUAUUACAGCACAGGCAGAACCGGUGAACCAAACUCCCUCCCUAUGACUAUGAAUUCAGAUAUGCACAGAAUGCCAGGAAAUAAUCUUUACAGCAGCAUGCAUUGUGACAGCUGGUCUGAGAGAUAAGAAAAACCAAAAGUCUGUGUACGUAGCUGUAUAAUAAGUUUUGAAAUCCUUUUCAGUAUGUCAAGUUGCAGGGUUCACACACCUUUUAUUGAAUUUCUAAGCAAAUUGCUGAAACGAUCUUCAGGUACUCCAAUGUUAUUUACAUCUAUUGUAGGACAAAUGCAUAACCUUUCAGAUUAGUGGACUGGAGCAGUGCAAUUGUACCCUUUCUGACUGCAGUGUAUAUAUAGUAAGGACAAACGUUAAGAUACAUUAAAAAGUAUAUCCUGAUAUAGUUCAAUGUUGAUUAUUUCAUAAAGAGGACCUGUUUGAAUUACUCUAUUAUUUAAUGUACAGUUGUGUGUUACCUCAAGCACGGUCCUGAACUUGUUAGAUCAGUUCACCUCUUGAUUCUAUUUUUUCUUUCAGUCAACACUGGUUAAAUGCCAGGUGGUUUUCUCAUUUGUAAAUUGUAUGUCAGUCAUCAGGUAUUCUGGUUAUAAACACAACUUUCUGUGCUUGCUAAUUAUUAUAAACCAUAUUUCUUUAAUAAAUUAUUAUUAAAAGAAAAACAAAUAUUUUGCUAAUUUUUUCACCUUUAUCACACUGUAUUCAAUGUGGCUAUUGUAUUUAAACAACAUUAAAAUACCUAGCUUCCUAAUUAAUGUAAAUGGAUUAACAGUGCUCCUGGGUUGAAAGGUGUUACUGUCAUGGAAACAUAUUUGUAUUUGUAAGCAGAUCUCAACAGUGUUUGUUUAAGUUUCUAGGAUAUUAUUUGUUUCCCAGUAGGAAAGGAGUCUGUUUUUUAAUGUACUGAACCACAUAUAUCAUUUAGUUAAAUGCUCGUAUGAAUCUCAGUUUUAGGUCAUGUGGAAGAAUUGAAUUAACUAGGAAAAGGAAAACAUUUGUAUCUUUUCUUUAACCAUUUAUUAUAUUCCACUACGGGUGCAGUGGAUGCUUCCAUAAUUAUUUGUUUAUUUGUCAGACGCCUUUAUCCAAGGCGACUUACAGAGACUAGGGUGUAUGAACUGUGCAUCAGCUGCAGCGUCACUUACAACAACAGAUUUGAACCGGGGACCUCCUGGUUAGAAGUCAUUUUCUUUAAUCACUGGACCACACCGUCUCCUAUACAUAUAUCACAGAGGUUAUAUAUAUUUUUAUACAAAUAUUUAUAUAUUUGUGGCAGAGCUAGUACGGAUUCACUGUUGUAAUUUUGUAGUCCACAGGAGAGGUGUCAUGGCCAAAGGCUUAAAAAAACAAACUACACAUCCCAGAAGCCUCUAAAGCCGAAUAGGAAACAUCUUGGUGCAUUUGAGGGGAUUGUUAGUUUAUUGAUUGAGUGUUUGUAAUUAGUGUUGUGUGUGUGUAUAUAAGCUUGUCUCUGUGUUGAGUGUGGGUGAAUUAGGAGUCUGAUUGUAAACCACUUUGAGUAAUGUGUGCGCGGAUAAACAACUGUGUGUUGUACAAUCUGGUAUGUAUGUUUUGAAACAGUUAAACCACUUAGCGGUCCCGUGCUAGUUUAGUUGUGUAAAUGUUUCGCUAGUGCUCCAAGUUCGAGAUAGGCUUUUGUUUUUUGUGUUUUGUGUGUGCUUUCCUGCUGUUGUCUGCUGUGAC
This is a messenger RNA of Acipenser ruthenus (sterlet), 2936 nucleotides long. RefSeq names its product RNA-binding protein 43-like. The transcript has 4 exons. Gene Ontology annotation, molecular function: RNA binding. Bases 156 to 1343 code for a protein of 395 amino acids. The record is from RefSeq and is a predicted model, not a curated record. NCBI's taxonomy places the organism in Eukaryota, Metazoa, Chordata, Actinopteri, Acipenseriformes, Acipenseridae.